Messenger RNA from Clarias gariepinus (North African catfish), 3520 nucleotides. RefSeq names its product endoplasmic reticulum metallopeptidase 1-like. The coding region runs from base 150 to 2765 and encodes 871 amino acids. Gene Ontology annotation, biological process: proteolysis. Gene Ontology annotation, molecular function: metalloexopeptidase activity. The record is from RefSeq and is a predicted model, not a curated record. NCBI's taxonomy places the organism in Eukaryota, Metazoa, Chordata, Actinopteri, Siluriformes, Clariidae. The transcript has 16 exons.
UUCUUUUUGUUUAUUAGGAACGCUAACAGGAACCCGGACACUGAGCUCCAAAUGCUAAACACUUCCUUGAAUAACGUGUCUGAUGAAAACGGCGAAACUCCGGAGCGCCGUGAAAGCAGCGACUCUGAGGAGACGAAAAAAAAUUACCCAUGCGCGUGCAUUUUAAGCGAAGGAGUCGCCUGCGCGCUCGUGCUUGUGUUCAUGUGCGCGCUGGUAGUUCCAGUGUACGUGUGUAUGAAGCAGCUCGUUAUAGGGAAGCCCACCGAGUUCAACGCCACCAGGGCAAGUCUUUAGAACAGGUUGCUCGCAUGCUCAUCACACGGUCGGAAAAGUUGCCGUUCUGUGCCGGAGCAAGAGCACCGACUAUAACAGCUGCAUGUACUGUUUGCAAGUUGUACUGUUGGGAGUACCUGGAGAGCAUCACCAGUGUGGGGCCUCGACCUGUAGGCAGUGCUGAGAAUGAAAUCAUGACGGUGAAGUUCCUGUUAAAGCAGUUGGAGUGGGUGCGAAAUGAGAGCAUGGAUGGACCUAACACCAUCACAGUGGAGAGGCGUAAACACAGGGGCUCACGGGACUUUACGUACUAUGAUCAAAUCACAAACAUUGUAGUCCGACUCGAACCUAGAGGUGGAGCUAAACACUUCGUACUGGCUAACUGCCAUUUUGACAGUGCGCCCGACAGUCCAGGAGCAAAUGAUGAUGCUGUAAGCUGUGCCGUGAUGCUGGAGGUGUUGCAUUCAAUAUCGAAUCUUUCUAUUCCUUUAAAUCAUGGCAUCAUCUUUCUCUUUAACGGAGCUGAGGAGAUUGGCUCACUGGCAAGUCAUGGCUUUGUCACUCAACAUGAGGUGGUGAAACAGAUCAGAGCAUUUGUGAAUCUGGAGGCUUGUGGUGUUGGGGGAAAGGAACUGGUGUUUCAGACAGGUCCAGAAAAUCCGUGGCUGGUUCAAGCGUAUGCUGAUGCUGUUAAACACCCUUUUGCCUCUGUCCUGGGGCAGGAGAUUUUCCAGAGCGGCGUUAUUCCCUCAUAUACUGACUUCCACAUCUUCACAGAAAUUGGCAACAUUCCUGGUAUUGAUCUGGCUUUUAUUGAGAGUGGUUAUCUUUACCACACCAAGUACGACACUCCAGACCGCAUUCCUACAGAUUCCAUUCAGAGAGCAGGUGACAAUAUCCUUUCUCUUCUGAAGCAUCUGGUCACCAUGGAAACACUGGCUGACCCAUCAGAAAAUCGCAAUGGUAGCAUGGUGUUUUUUGAUGUCUUGGGUCUAACGAUGGUGGUUUAUCCAGCACGAGUUGGUUCCAUCAUAAACUACGUGGUUGCCGUAGCAGCUCUUAUCUAUCUUGCAAAGAAAUGUCUAUGGCCUAGAGAAGUGUGGGGCUGGUACCUGCUGGAACUGGUAUGCGGCUCGUUUGUGUUCGUGCUCAGCUGGGUCAUGGCAGUGCUCGCAGUCCUGGGUGUGGCGUGGGUGGUCACAAGGAUGGGACGCUCCAUGUUCUGGUUCACUCACUUUUACGCCUCCAUCGGCUUGUAUGGAUCUGUUGCAGCUGGAAAGAUACUUCUGAUCCACACACUCGCCAGAAUGCUCUACUACAGAGUGAGACAUAUAGGACAUGCCCAAAAUAAGCAGAGGUUGAAGUUGAGCGACCUGUUCUUCGAUGUCAGUCUGCUAUUGUGGUGUUUUGCCCUUAUUUUUCUCACCCAGCGAGGUCUGUGCUCGGCGUAUAUUCCCAUGCUUAUGUUGUUUUUCCCUUUGGUCACCAAGCUGCUGCUCUGCAGACACUUUGCACAGAAAGGUGUGUCAAAGAUCUACAUGCUUUUCUACCUGUUGGGGUUGUCUCUCCCCUGCAUUCACCUUCUGUACCUCAUUUGGAUUGUGUUUGAGGUUUUCACACCCAUUAUGGGACGCGUUGUCAAUGAUAUCCCCCCUGACAUGGUGAUUGCAGCACUGAUUGCUAUAACAACUGCCUUACUAUCCUCUUAUUUGAUUCAUCUCCUGUACCUGGCAAGCACCACUAAGCAUGCAUUAGCUGCUUUAUAUGCAAUUUUUGUUCUGAUGUUUGUGCUAGUUUCCUGCGGAGUUUUUUUUCCGUAUUCAAGUAAUCCAGCCAGUCCACGACCUAAAAGAGUCGAAGUGCAGCACUUCGCAAUCACUUGUCAUGCUUUGAAUGGCUCUUUGGAGAAAACAGAUUCUGGUUAUCAGAUUGACGGCCCUGAUUAUACGGGAAUGAGCCACAUCACCCCUCACAUUACAGAUAUUAACACCACCACCAUCAGCUAUGAGUUACCCUUCUGUGGUUUCAACAAACUUUUUCUUUUGCUCUUCAACAGCGCAACCAAAAAUGCCUUGUAUCUCCCUGCUCCGGCAGUGUCUCCUAAAUCUCCACUAGAGUUUAAACUGGUAUCCAAAAACAUAUCAACACGGGGGACAGUAAGGUUGAGCUUUGAAGCUAAAUGUCCGAGCUUUAUGACUGUGUGCGUCUGGGCUCACAGAGGAUAUACCGUUACAAGUUGGUCAUUUAAAAAUACCCAAGGAUAUUGUGUAUGGUACCAUCAGGGUGUGGAUAAAGGACCGUGGACCUUCUGGAUUGAGGUUGCGAAUUCAGAAUAUUUGAAAGACACCGGCAUGGUCUCCAUAAUGAUUUCAGCCCACUAUUUAUUCGGAGAAGAUCAGCACACUCCUGAGCUCAAUUUGUUUUUGCAGAAUUUUCCGGAUUGGGCUUUUGUGACAUCACAGGUCAGUACUUACCACGUGUACAAGUACUGAAAGCUGAGAAAUGUGAAUUGAACUCCAAUGACUGCAGUAUUUACACAAUCAGUAUAUAUUUCUUCUUGUCUACCACUUUUUUUGUGGUAACAUGUAAUCGUUUACAUGUAAUUGUUUUAAAAUGACUGAAAAUGAAUGAAGUAAUUGUGAUUCUAAAUGAAGAGCCCAAGCUGUAUUUAAAUACACAAGGGGAAAUGGACAAGGGGAAAUAAAAGCAGUUUUUUAAACCUUUGUGAAUAACAUGUGGUUGGUAAAAUGUCUUAUAAUUGUCAUAAUUGUCAAAUAAUUGUCAUAAUUUUGUGACUACAGUGAACUUUGCUUGUGUUUAUCUGUAUAAUGCUUGUUUAUUAUAACAGUAACAGUUUUUAAGUAUUUUUGUUGCCUUAAAUUUAGUGUUAUUAUACUGGGGCAUGAAAUUAUAAGUUUUCUUAUUCAAUAUCCGAUAUAAAUAUUUAUCUACUACAAAGAACACCCACUUUCUCUUCAUGACACAUUAUCAAUUCAGCAAUAAAGUUGGUGGGAAACUUACUAAGGGUAAUUUUUUCAACAAAGGAAGGCCCAAAAAGUUUUAUACAUUGUAAAUUUUUUCAUUAUUUCAAACCAAAGAUUGCUUGAAAACUAACAAAAGAAGUUUUAAAAACUCAUAAAACUACCAAACAACAAAAAUGUUUUAUCACAAGGCUUUUCACAAACUAGAUUUGUUUAUAUAUGUGUACAUAUAUAUAUAUAUAUAUAUAUAUAUAUAUAUAUAUUUU